Sphaerulina musiva SO2202 is the source of this 216-nucleotide messenger RNA. RefSeq lists its product as uncharacterized. Lineage: Eukaryota; Fungi; Ascomycota; Dothideomycetes; Mycosphaerellales; Mycosphaerellaceae. The transcript is spliced from 2 exons. The coding region runs from base 1 to 216 and encodes 71 amino acids. The record is from RefSeq and is a predicted model, not a curated record.
AUGUCUAAGAGGUUAGAAGCCUACGCUAAUAAGUUAGUAGCGGCAGCUUACGCGCUUACUGUUGCGAAAGAGCGUUCAGAAGAUAGCGUACGCCUUGCUCAGCAAACUCUCGAGGGAGAUGCGAAGAAAAUUGCGCGUCAGUAUCAUAGUUGGCAGCGGCUGAACUUCGAAGAUCAGCUUUGCGCCUAUCAAAAGAUUCAAGACGCUCAAGCUUAG